AUGCCAUCACAGCCUUUUCGCUUCUGGGAUUGUUGUAUACCAAGGUGCUCUGCUUCUGCAGCCCUCGACGUGGGUCUCUGCGAACGUUGCGAACAACAUUUCUGCGCUAUCCAUGUCUCCUCCCCAGGGCAUAGCUGCGAGAGGGACCCCCUCGACGAUGAUGCAUGGACUACUGCUCAGACUCAAGAACUGGAAGCUCUUCGCCGUAACGUAAAAGACCAAGCCCUCCUGCAACGAGCAUCAGAGUGCAAUGGCGGUCUUCCAUGUGAACUAGAUGCCUCGGACCCUCUUGGUCGGGCGCAGAUGGGCGGCAUGCAUAUCCACCUACGCAUUCAAUUUUCCAAUGGAACAAAUUGGCUUGCUCGGAUUCUUCGACAGAACUUCACUUCCUUCGCGGAUGAAUUCAGUAACCGCGUGUUGGAAACUGAAUGUGCGACGCUGAAAUGGCUUGAAAGUGUCGAUGUACCCGCGCCGAGACUGCAUGAUUACGGCUUGCGAAAUGAUCCCAACAAUCACGUUGGCGUUGCGUACAUGCUCAUCGAUGAACUUCCGGGUAUUCCAUUGAUGAACAAGAAUCCCUCUCCAGAGCAAUUGCGCAAAGUGUACGCCCAGUAUGCUGACAUUCUCUGCUCUCUCCACCGGGUCCCAUUCCUCCAAAUCGGCUGUCUGACCUUUGGACCCAACAACGAUAUCCGCGUUGGCCCUAUUGUGGGCGAUCGCACAGGCACUUUUUCCGAAAUGGGACCCUUUGGCAAUGCACGAGACUACUAUGCAACGUUCGCUCAUGAAUAUCUUGAGAUGAUCUGCGAUGGGCAGCUCUUCUCUGCGUACCCUGUGAAUGCCUUUUUGAUCUUCAAGUACCUAAAGACUCUAGCAGAGGCAGGUCGAUGGAAUGCCUUUGACACGAGUCUCGACAAUGGUCCUUUCUUCUUGAAGCACAUGGAUGACAAAGGUGAUCAUAUUCUCGUUGAUGACGAGUAUAACAUCACCGGCAUCAUUGACUGGACGUUUGCGAGAGUGGUUCCUGUGUUCGAAGCAUUUGGCCCCUCCCUUUUGACUGCUGAGAUGAACGACAUAUUCAGUGGCAAGCCAGGGCCAUCCUGCAAUGAUAAUAUCAUGGCCCAGGCCGUGAAGGCUAAGAGUAAUAUUCUGGCACAGUUUGCUGCUGGGUCUGACCUUGUACGUCGAUUCUCUUUUGCCUUGGGAAUGGGCAUGAACCUGAUGUGGGAUGAGGCGAGAUCUGUCUUUCACGGUAUAGUCUCCACUGCUACUGGGAUUGACUUGAAUCUUGACUGGGAGGAUUGGCGUCGAAAUCGUAUCUGUCAAUGGGCCGACGAUACAUGGUUACGGGCCCUUUUGUCCAAAAGCGGAGAGUGUUGGGAUUAUCCAAAGCCAGUCGCAGAAGCAAAGGAACACCAGCCUCCUCGGUUUAAAACCUGCUCAAUGUCUGACUGUACACGAGCUGGUGUGCGGGGACGAAGCUGUGCGCAGUGCAGGAGACACCUGUGUGCGAAGCAUCAGUCAAAACAGUAUCACAACUGUUCAUCUUCGUGGGAGGUAAGCGACGAAGCCUGGGAGAAGUCAAUCAACGACGAGGUCGCCGAGCUACUAUCGCAAAUAAACACCUGGGAGCUAGUGCGAGUUGGCACUCGACUCAAUAACAACAUCAACUGCAAAUUCCAGCUGGGAAAACACCUCGGAGACGGCGCUAUCAUGGGCUGUGCCAACUAUCACGCAUGGCUCAACUUCGACAACGGCGAGAAAUGGAUCGUGCGAAUCCCCCGAACAGGCUUCAGCGACGUACCGCUGGAGCUGGUAGAAUAUCUUGUUGCGAGCGAAUAUGCCACUCUCAAGUUCCUUGAGUCGACUAAUAUCCCUGCCCCGCGGGUCUUUGGGUACGGAAUUGCUUGUGAGCCAUCAAACCGUGUAGGCGUCAACUAUAUAUUGAUGGAAGCAUUGCCUGGAAAACCAUCUGACGGUCACAAUGUUUCACCCUUUCAGAAGAAACGAGUGAUCGAGCAAGUCGCUGAUAUCAUGCUGGAGAUCCACAAGCACCCAUUCCCUCUUGCUGGGUCACUAACGAUGAAAGGAGAGCAGAUCGAGGUAUCUUCCAUUGCUAGCAACCGCUUCGUGGCACUCAACACCUACGGACCAUUUGUAACGCCGCUGGAAUAUAUUCUCAGCAUCACGGAACAAUACAUGGACCUCAUCGCUGACGGUCAACUUCACUACAAAUACCCGACAGAAGCGUUCCUUUUCUACGACUACCUGCGCCGCAAUGCGGCAGCGGUAGUUCGUACUGACACGCCGGAAAGAUUCUUCCUUAAACACGUCGACGAUAAGGGCGACCAUUUACUCGUCGAUGACGACUUCAAUAUCACCGGGGUUAUUGACUGGCAGUUUGCUCGCAUCGUGCCUGCAUCCGAGGCUUUUGGUCCGUCGUAUCUCACCGCAGAUCUGGAGUCGCUGUACUCCCGCAACACGGGCAUGACUGGGGAUGAUAAGCUUCUUGCAAAUGCUCUCCGAGAGAAGGGUGCGCCCGAGUUGGCUUCUUUUGCAGACGGAAAUGAAAUGAUGCGUCGGGUGCACCAUGGUCUCGCGAGUGGCUUGACGACAGAUGAAGCUCGCGAGAUGUUGGUAGGAAUGGUGGAGGCCGUGUCAGGUCAGCAUGUCGAGGAUAUGGAUUUAUGGGUUAAAGAGCAGGCCAGGGAGUGCUUCAGAGAUCCCAGAUGGGAGAAGAUUCAAGCUUUGGCCAAGGAGCAAAUGGUUAUCAAAUGA
Molecule: messenger RNA, 2778 nt
Organism: Penicillium alfredii
Lineage: Eukaryota; Fungi; Ascomycota; Eurotiomycetes; Eurotiales; Aspergillaceae
Exons: 3
Coding region: 1-2778 (925 amino acids)
Source: RefSeq, a predicted model, not a curated record